UAUUUUUCAGAAAAAAUCUUUGCCAACCGCUUGGAAAAUCCGACAGAAAAAAAAAUGUUGCAAAUUUCGCUGCGAUUCGCUGUACUGUUGUUGACAACAAUAUUUGUCACCUCAGAUGCUGAAGGAUCUGCUCACGAAGUUACUCUUCAUCACCCAAAAAUCGAAUUACAAGGAACGGGAGACGUUCUGGACAUCUUGCAUUCUCAGCCGAUUUUUCCCAACGAACCAGUUGUUUUCAGCGUUUACGGAGUCCGUCAAAAUUCAUCAGACUUCCUGACCGACACCAGUUAUUGGAAAGCAAUCACGUACAAUCUUCGAGGAGUCACCCUCGGAUCCUGCUUCGACAUGAAAAAGGGCGAAUUCGUCGUCUCGGUCCCGGGUUUCUACGAGUUUCGCUGGGAAGCGGAAAAGGGAACCUGGGGUUUGCCCGGAGAACUCUACAUUCUCAAAAAUGACCAAGAUGUCUUCGGACGCGGAUUUGCCAAUGAAAAAACUAAAAUCACAGUCCGGACUUUCGCUCAAGUUUGGCUCAAUGCCGGCGAUCGUGUCUCGACUCGCUACAAAGGUCAGUUUUCCGGCGGUGACGUCGCCAAUGCGUUCCGCUGCUUAGUGGGCCGCAAGUAG
Messenger RNA from Notodromas monacha, 624 nucleotides. The record is from the annotation of a GenBank genome assembly. Lineage: Eukaryota; Metazoa; Arthropoda; Ostracoda; Podocopida; Cyprididae.